Molecule: messenger RNA, 7514 nt
Organism: Clupea harengus (Atlantic herring)
Lineage: Eukaryota; Metazoa; Chordata; Actinopteri; Clupeiformes; Clupeidae
Gene: arhgef1
Product: Rho guanine nucleotide exchange factor (GEF) 1b
Exons: 30
Coding region: 417-3503 (1028 amino acids)
Biological process (GO): intracellular signal transduction; G protein-coupled receptor signaling pathway
Cellular component (GO): cytoplasm
Molecular function (GO): guanyl-nucleotide exchange factor activity; G protein-coupled receptor binding
Source: RefSeq, a predicted model, not a curated record
ACCCCUCCAAUGUAAAACGUUGAACGGAACUAAACGCAGCAGAGGCGAGGUUUUUUUUUUCUCAUUGGUGGUAGAUGUUGAACAGGAAGAACAAGUCGACGGAAAAGUUGCGUGUGAAAGAUGUUUUAAAUCAAACUGGUUCCCUAAAGGGAUAAAAAGAUAGCCAUCAAAUACACGUAUUAAUACAUUGUCUGUGCUACUUAUUCAUUCAUUUGCCUUCUGGAGACUACGGUAUACAAAUCGACUGGGUUUUCCUGGCGUUUUCUGCACUUGAAAUCGUACUUCCGCAUAGGCUACAAUGUUUUUUUCGACCAACACUCAACUUUCGAACAGGAAACCUUAUUAGAGGCUUACCCGACCGUUUGUCCUUCUUAAGAGGAGCUUGAUUGACAGGUGCUGGCUCCACCUACCACAACAUGGAUUAUGAAGACUACAACGACGGGCGGGGGCAUUGGGGUGCCCAGAGUGCCAAUCCAGCCAUGAGCAUCAUCGGGGCAGAAGACGAGGACUUCGAGAAUGACCUGGAACCUAUGGUGGAUGACGACUGCGUCACCUUUACCAGCAUUGAGCUGCUGAAGAGCAGGCCGACCCACCUGCUUGUGUUCCUGCAACACGUCAUGCUGCAGUUCGACUGCGCCCCAGUGCUCUGCUACCUUCACGCUGACAUCCUGAGGAACCUGAGCGCCAAAGAAGCCAAGAAGCAGUUUGUGGAGUUCUACAAUAACUUCCUGGACAAGGGAGCUGUUCUCAGAGUAUCUGUGCCUCUUGCAGUCAGCUAUGAGUUGGACCGCACCCGGGCAGACCUCAUCCCAGAGGACCAGCAGAAGCGGUUUGCGCAGGAAGUCCAGAGCAUGCAGGGCCAGGAGGUGAUCCGGCAGCUGGAGGACUUCAGGCAGAAGAGGAUGAUGGGAAUGACGCCCAACGAGCAGGAGCUGCUGGAGGUGGAGAACCACCACUCCACCGACCGCAUUCCCACGGAGAUGAAGGAGAAGGCCGUGGCCGAGAACCUGCUGGACAAGAUAGCCGAGAUGCACCCCACGAUCGUGGCAGAUGAGGACAAAUGCUCGGCCAUCUUUGGAGCCGUGGUGUACUACAUGAAGCAGCUGGGGGUGAAGACCAGGGCCACCGACAGCAAGAAGUCUCGCGGAUUCUUCCGGAAGAAGGGCAAGGACAAGAAGGAGGAGCCCAAGCUGCCCAAGCCGAGGAGCGGACUACCCAGCAUCCUCCGGGAGGCCGGGAGCUGGAUGAGUGGGAGCAGUGAAAUCAAAACAACUAAAUUGGACAACGAAGGUGAUAAAGACAAGAGUUCCCAUGAGCGUAAAGGGUCCAGUGGGAACGCCCCCUCCCGUGGAGUGACUCCAGACGUGAGCUCCGCUCCGUCCGCCAGCAAAAGCAAGUCGGGCUCCACGAGCUCCAGCAGCCAGGCGGGGUCAGAGGUCACCGAUGGUGCAGCCACCAUCAACAUCAGCAUCACCUCCAGCCCUGACAGCGACAUAGGUCCGCCCAGCAGUCGCUCCGACUCCCAGUCUGUGUCUGAGGGUGGCGAGGUGUCUCCCGCCACCCAACCGGGAGCGUUCCUCUGGGAGGGCGCCGGCCCCAGCCCCAGCGAGAUCACCGUGGAGGAGAACCAGGACAAAGACAGUACCGAUGGCGGCCUGGUCCUGCCCGACACUCCUCCUAUUGGCCCCGCCUCUGGCCCCUCCCCCCAGCCGGAGGAGGUGGAGCCCCGCCUACAGGAGUUGGAGCAGGACCCGCCCAACUGGAGGGACCAGGCCUCUCCCGAAGCUCUCAGAGACCUGAGCAAGAAGGAGACCAAGAGGCAGGAGGUCAUCAACGAGCUGUUUGCUACUGAACACGCUCACGUGCGCAUGCUGAGCGUGCUGCAGACAGUGUUUGCCCGGCCCAUGGAGAGGGCGGGGCUUAUGACUCCCGAGGAGGUGGCCGCCAUCUUCCCCAGCCUGGACGACAUCAUCGAGUUGCACUGUGGUUUCUACGAGAAUCUGAAGAAACUGCGUCAGGACGACGGCUACAUCGUCAAAAGCAUCGCCUCCACACUGCUCAACAGAUUCAGCGGGUCGGAGGGCGAGUGGUUCCAGAAGCUCACGGCCCGCUUCUGCAGCCACCAGUCCUGGGCACUGGAGCAGAUCAAGAGCAGGCAGAAGAGCACACCUCGCUUCAACACCUUCAUCCAGGAUGCCGAGAGCAGUCCCCUGUGCCGGCGGCUGCAGCUGAAGGACAUCAUCCCCAUCGAGAUGCAGCGUCUGACCAAGUACCCGCUGCUGCUGGAGAACGUGGCCAAGAGCACGGAGCGCGAGGACGAGCGGCAGGGCAUGCAGAAGGUGGCCGAGUGCUGCCGCAAGAUCCUCAACCACGUCAACGAUGAGGUCAAGAGCAUGGAGAACCUGCUGUUAUUGAAAGAAUACCAGCGCAAGCUUGACACCUCAGGGCUGAAGCCCAGCAAUGAGCUCUUCACUGAGUACAAGAGUAUUGACCUGACAACCAGGGAGAUGCUGUAUGAAGGACCCCUGAUCUGGAGGGUGACGAAGGAGAAAGCUCUAGAUGUGCAGUGUGUGUUGCUGGGCGACCUGCUGGUGCUGCUGCAGAAGCAGGAUGAUAAGAUGCUGCUCAAGUGCCAGAGCAAGAGCACCCUGGUGCAGGAGGGCAAGCAGAUGCUCAGCCCCAUCAUCAAGCUGGAGUCCGCUUUCCUCAGAGAAGUGGCCACAGACCUCAAGGCGUUCUACGUGAUCUUCACCUGGGAGAGCGGCGCUCAGAUCUACGAGCUGGUGGCCCACUCCAUAAAGGAGAGGAGGACUUGGACAGAAAUGAUCAAGAAGGCGGUGGACGACUUCAAGACCAGCGGAGGGGGAGCGCCCGCCCUGGAGAGGGGCCGCUUUGGCAGUCUGAUACCAGGGAGCGCUGCCAAUCCCAGCAGCCCCACAGCCAGUAUGCAUCCUCCUCUCAGCCCUGCAGAGAAUGGAGGGGACUCCCUAAAGAACAGCAGUGAUCGAGACAAGGACCUCCUCCCUGAUGAGAAAGGUGCAGACCCACACACUUCGCUGAUGGAGUACCUGGCAGCCAAUGACUUCGACCUGAUUGGCCACAGCAACAGCCCUCAGGAGAAGAUGGCCAGUGGCAUGGUAGAUGAACUCAUGUCCCUCAAGAGGCUAUUGGUUGGCAGCAUCAGCCUAUCAGAAGACUCCGAUGUGGCUGGCGAGAACGGAGGGGCAGGGCCUGAGGUGCCGGAAGAGGUUGAUGGAUGUCAGUCACCAGCAACAGAGGAGGCCACCACCGAUGGGCAGACAGAAGAAGGAGGGCUGAAGGAGGAAGAGGAGAGCGGGAUCAGCGCUCCGAUGGUGCUGUCGCAGGAGCGCAUGGACGAGGUGCGGACGACCCUGGAAAACAUGGAGGAGAAGCUGAAGAAACUGCAGAGCAUUGAAGAAGCGCAUCACAAGUUGCAAGAUCUGCUUGCAAAGUUCUCUCUCCAGAGAGGGAACUACCAGUGAGACAGACACCAGGACCACGUCAUUUGCUGGAUUUUGAGUGCAAGAGUUGCGUGUUUGGGGGGAGGGAUUGAGUAAUGCUGCCUGGAGUCCGCCGCUCCCUGCUCUCGCUCUCGCUCUCUCGGCACUCGAUUGAUUUUCCUCACACCUCUGUGAGGAUUUGCCAAGGAUCAUCAGUGCUGAAGUACUGUACAGCAGCGCAGCGAUGUAGGAGUGAGGUGUGUGUGUGUGUGUGUGUGUGUGUGUGUGUGUGUGUGUGUGUGUGUGUGAAAGGAACAGAGUUGUGUGAACAGGUGCCAAAGAGUGUUUUGAAAAGCUAAUCAUGAAAGAAGCUGCCUUCAGGGAUCCCCCUCCCCCUCCCCCCUCCCCCAGCGACACACAUGAGCACGCUUGACUAACUGUUAUAGCCCCCCUGCCCCCCCUCCAAAAGACGCAGAAUGCAACACUGGCACAGCCUGAUUGGCAUAGCCAUCCAAACGUAGCAUGCACAGAGAGACUGAAGAGGUGGGGAUGCGCCUCACACUCACACACACACACACACACUCACACACACACACUCACACACACACUCACACACACUCACACACACUCACACACACUCACACACACUCGGCUCUCUGCACUCACUGACACGUCGAGAGAGACCGCAGUGAGGCUCGGUUCAGAUUCUCACACACACGCUAUUUAUUUCAAUUCAUUUUCCUCACCUCUGUAAAAUGUGUGUGUCCUCCAUUUUUAUUUUAUUUUAUAUGAGCUUGUGUGUGAGAAUGUGUGUUCUCUGUUUAUAGAAAGCAUACUUAUAAAUUAGGUAGGUAUAGUUUUGACUCCUCCCAUCUAAAGCAUUUUUUAUAACUCUCAUUUUGUAUCCAAGUCAUUAUUGCAACCACGGCCAAAAUCUAGGCAAAUUAGUGCACCUUUUGCGUUUUAUAUGGGUUGAGUUGAACUGAUGGACUGUAUUUAUUCCUGAAGAGUUGUUGAGUUUGUGGCUUUUUGAUGUGACUGUGUGACUGACUCAGGAUCAGUUGGGCAUCACCGCUCACUAAGGGAUUGGGAUUUAGUCUGAAGCUUACGUUCUCGCACCGGUAGGAUUGGGGUCUAGUCUGAAGCUUACGUUCUCGCACCGGUAGGAUUGGGGUUUAGUCUGAAGCUUAUGUUCUUCGACUGGUAGGAUUGAGGUUUAGUCUAGUCUGAAGCUUACGUUCUCGCACCGGUAGACAUUGGGGUUUAGUCUAAAGCUUUUAUUCUCGCACCGGUAGGAUUGAGGUUUAGUCUGAAGCUCAUGUUCUCACACCGGUAGGAUUGGGGUUUGUUCUCGCACCGGUAGACAUUGGAAUGAGAUUGGGAAGUGGAUGGUGGAUAGGAGACAGGAGGACAUGAGAUGGGUGGAUUAGGAGUCAAGAGUUAGAUGAGUUGUGGAACAACAGCAGAAGGAACGGGACCAGGCCGACGAAUCAACAACAGAGAGGGUUUUAGAGAUGGAGAGAUUUAGAGAGGACAAAAAUACUUCAAGUGUGUGUGUGUGUUAUAUGAGAUAUUGAUGAUAUGAGAGAUAGGGCACAGGAAGUGUAUAUUGUAGUCACACACACACACACACACACACACACACACACACACACACUUGUGGUGCAUGUCAUGUUGUCCUUAGGCAGUCAUACAGGUCACGCCAGCUGGCUAUCACAAUGCUGAAGAGGGCACACCUUGAACCUGUUUAAGUAUUUGGUUGUGAGUGAGUGAGCGAGUUGGGUGAAAAUGUGGGGUUUUUUUAGAUUACUUAGGGAGUGUUUGUCUUAUGGGGGGGGGGGUGCAUCUUAGUUUGGUAUGCUGUUAGAGAGCUGAAUCGUUCCUCUGAACCAGGUAGUAUUUUAUAAAUAGUGAUAUUUUGUGUUAGUUCACCAUGUUCUUUGUUCAUAGGUUUCUUCCUGGAAUUGAUUGUAAUUAUUAUUAUUAUUUUUUUUGUUUGGUUUUUUAAAGAGGUGUACUGUCAGACUUCAGACUCAUAAUCAGGACCAAAGAGGAAGACACACACACACACACACACACACACACACACACACGUACACACGUCAGGGAUGCACAAAACUGAGGGUGACUCACACAUCCGCUGGUAACCCCUCAUGCCUCAGAGAGCCCCCUCGCCCCCCCCCCCCCCGCUGACAGUGCUCAUAGUACUCAUGAAUUGGCUUUCCCUCUCACCCCCAAGAUAAAUCAGCAGCUGCUGAUGACACAAAGUGAUGGUUAUUGUACUGUAAUCUGACACAAAGUGAUGGUUAUUGUACUGUAAUCUGACUGGUCUUCACAGAUGGGUCACGGGUGGAGCAGGUGGAGGUGAUCCUGAGGCCUGUGCUAGUUUGCGUUUGUUUGUUUAUUUGUUUUGAGAAUUCUGUAAACUAUGGAGAUUCUCUGCGGAGAUCCACUGAAGUGGCCAAACUUGAACUGUAUGCCUCCUUCUUUGAGUUUCACUGGCUAGCGCGGGGGGGGAACCAGUCAUGUGAAGACAGUGCUGUUGUUGGAGAUACCAGCUGCCUGAGACACCCCAGAUAACGUUUGACUGCUGCCACAGCAACUGCUCCUGCUGCCUUCUGCCAAAAUAUAUGCAAGGAUGCGUCAGUGGUUGCACAGUAAACCUAGGAUCCACGGCAUGCAUAUUCAAAAUGGAGAACAUUUUCUUCCUCCACGGAUCCUGUCCUAUCCCCUCUCUCCCCCUCUCUCUCUUCUGCGCAAUCAUUGAGCCUCUGUAGAGGCAGUGGCAAAAAGGUCUGUCUGUCUGUCUGUCUGUCUGUCUGUCUGGGACACCUGUCUUGCCUGUUCUUCCAUGGCUCUCUACCUCUGUACCAGUCCUCUUGUCUUCCAUCUCGUACCUGAUGAGAGUCCCACAGGGGCCGUGUUCCUUGCCCCCCCCCCCCCCCCCCACACACACACACACACACACACACACACACACACACACACACACACACACACAAUCUCCCGCCAAGUAUCUUCACACUUUUUAAAACUGUUAAAUAUUUUUACUCUCGACAGAAUGAGAGGACACGUGUUACUUUCCCUUUGUAUUCUAGUGAGCCUCAUCCUGGAAUGUUACCUAAUUAUGUACUAUGCAUUGCCUAAGCCUGAGCGAGCAGGAGCGAGAGGGAGGAAGUAGACGUUAGGAUACCCCCCCUGUUUACAAAGAGUUUAUUCAUUCUCAAUGUUGGAUUCAGUGACAACCUUGAAUAUUAGUCGGGGAAACAAAUGGCCUGGCCUGGCCUAUUGGAGAUGUCCUGAGGUUUCGUUGCCAAUGUUUAGUGCCAGUUUGAACUUUUGUUUUGUUUUCUUUCUUUCCUGAAGUCUGCAAAAUCCAUUUUUUGAAUGCUUUGCUGCACAUCCUUCAGAAUAAGCCAGGGCUGAAAAGCCUUCCUUUCUUUCUUGACCUCUCUCUUGCGUGCACCUAUUCGCUUCCAAACUUAGCAAAAAAAAAAAAAAGAAGAAAACCAGCAACAACAACAAAAAAAAAAACAAAUGCGUAACUGCGUAGCUGUAUAUAUAUAAAUGUAUUUAUAGAGAAAGGUGCCUUUUUUUAUGACAAUCAAGCUUUUGUAUUCCCUUUCUCCUAAAGGCUCUUUCCUCAGUAUAGCUGGUAGGGGGCCCACACAAUGCUUCAGAUGUAAAGAUAUAUGACCAACGAGCGUUAGCGCUAGACAUUUAGCCGUUAGCAUCCGACCCUACUGCAGCCUGUGGCUCCACACGCUGUCCCGCUCAGGGUGGGGUGUUGGCACAUGGUCUACAGUUUCCUGUGUUUAAGACGAGGGUUUGGUUAGUGUUUCGGGCACCCAUACAGCACCUAUAUAUAUAUAUAUAUAUAUCUAUAUACAAAAUGAAUAUGCAAGAUCUAUACUGUGUAUUUGGGCUUUGAUUUUAUUCUAUGAGAGGGUUUUUAAUGAUGUAUACUUCAGAAAAAAAAUGAGGUACGUUGUUGUUUUUUUUUUUUAAUUAUUGUUAUUGGUUUCUUUUUUCUAAUAAAUGGAAAAAAGGUCA